This is a messenger RNA of Monopterus albus (swamp eel), 1500 nucleotides long. RefSeq names its product ER membrane protein complex subunit 4 (gene emc4). The record is from RefSeq and is a predicted model, not a curated record. Lineage: Eukaryota; Metazoa; Chordata; Actinopteri; Synbranchiformes; Synbranchidae. The transcript has 6 exons. Bases 211 to 786 code for a protein of 191 amino acids.
AGUCACGGCGCAAUAGGCGCAAAAACUGCUUGGUGACGUCAUCAUUGCGAGGCCGGGAAUCAGAGAGGUCGACUUGUUUCUCGAUACAGAAAGAAGUAUUUUCGCCUUUGUUCAAAUAAAGGAUAACGUUAAAGAAAGCUGUUAUUGUUGGUUUGGAUGUUUCUAUAAGGUGCUUUUUGUCUCUGAGGCCCAGCACUGCAGACGGUUGCCAUGGCAUCUCCAGGAGGACAAGCAGGAGGAGGAGGAGCUCUGUCGACCAGAGGAGGCAGCGGGGCUCGGAGGAUGAAGUGGGCUCUGGAGCUAAGCCUGGGCAACACCAGGAGCCGUGGCGACCGACAGGGCGGUCAGGGAGAUGUUGUUUACCCGAUUGGCUACUCCGAGAAGCCUGUACCUGACACCAGUAUCCAGGAAACAGACAAGAACCUGGUAGAGAAGCGUUGCUGGGACGUGGCCCUUGGGCCUCUGAAACAAAUCCCCAUGAACCUGUUCAUCAUGUACAUGUCAGGCAACACCAUCUCCAUCUUCCCCAUCAUGAUGGUCUGCAUGAUGGCCUGGAGGCCCAUCCAGGCACUCAUGUCCAUGUCUGCUACCUUCAAACUGCUCGAGAGCUCCAGUCAGCAGUGGCUCCAGGGCCUCGUCUACCUGAUCGGUAACCUCCUGGGUUUGGCCUUAGCCAUCUACAAGUGUCAGUCGAUGGGACUGCUCCCGACACACUCGUCGGACUGGCUGGCUUUCAUAGAUCCACCUCAGAGAAUGGAGAUCAUGGGCGGAGGGAUGGUGUUGUGAAGAAGAUGGACUUUGCACAUACAGUAAAGGAUUCAAAUAUUUACAGAGGUUAUAUAUUGCUGAUUUUCCACCUGUGCCACACAGCCAGACUUUCCAUUACAGCUGAGAUGGGGCAAAGCUUUACCAGCUGUCCUGAUUUGGUCCAAAAUAUAUUCAACAGCUAUGACUUUUUUUAAACACCAUUCAUGACACUAAUAUUAUUAGCAUUGCUCCACUUGGGCCUACUCUGCUUCACAUCUCCAGGGGGCAACACAAUUGUAUCAGUCUACAGCUUCAUUUGGUCAAGUAAAGGUGUAGUGUUAGAUUGUGUUGCAAAAGCUAUUUCUUCUUCAAUCAUUCAUUUUAGUUUUGUAUCUGUUUACAGUGAAACUCCACGUGAUUUCACCUAACCUGCAACAUUUACUGAGCUGUUUAAUUUAUAAUGUAGGUCUGUUAAAUUUAUAUUGAUUUGCUCUGGGAAACUGUUCUAUGAAAUAAAUUCUUAUUGGUUGAAGUAAGAUGGUUUCAGCUGUGUUGGAUGAAACAGUAUAGUCUUAAUCCUGUGAAGGGGAUUUAGAUAUUUGAUACUGAUAAUAUUGGCAAAUUGUCCAUACAAGUCAUACUUUGUAAAGUGUCCUGAGAUGACUUUUGUUGUGAUUUGGCGCUAUACAAAUAAAAUUUGACUUGAUAGUAAAUAUUAUGAAUGGGCUCCAACACUGGCAAUGAAAAUUAUUU